Aspergillus terreus NIH2624 is the source of this 1290-nucleotide messenger RNA. RefSeq lists its product as uncharacterized. The transcript has 2 exons. Gene Ontology annotation, molecular function: triacylglycerol lipase activity. The record is from RefSeq and is a predicted model, not a curated record. The coding region runs from base 1 to 1290 and encodes 429 amino acids. NCBI's taxonomy places the organism in Eukaryota, Fungi, Ascomycota, Eurotiomycetes, Eurotiales, Aspergillaceae. Gene Ontology annotation, biological process: lipid catabolic process.
AUGGUCGCUCCCUCCCGGUCCCUGGUGCGUCUCGCACAGCUGGCUCUCGUGAGCCUGACUGCCCUCGUCUCAGCCCGUCCCACGACCUGGUCGGUGGCCCGGGGCCUGCCUGAAGCCCCGCCCGACGAUCCAUUCUAUCAACCGCCAGCGGGCUUCGAAAACGAAGCCCCCGGCACGAUCCUGCGCAACCGCAGCAUCAUCGCCUCCUUCUUCGGGCUGAUCCCCAACCCGGUCGAAGCACACCAGCUGCUCUACCGCACCACCGCCGUCAACGGCUCGGCCAUCAGCACCGUGACCACCAUCUUCAAGCCCCUCGGCGCCAAAACAGACCGCUUCGUCUCCUUCCACACCGCCUACGACAGCUCCUCCAUCAACUGCACCCCCAGCUACCAGUACCAGCUCGGCACCCCGCAGACCAGCCUCAUCGCCUCCGUUGAGAUGCUCAUCAUCGAGGCCUACCUGCUGAAGGGGUACAUCGUCGCGUCGCCGGACUACGAGGGCCCCGACGCGGCGUUCAGUCCGGGGCAUUUAGAGGGCAUGGGCGUGCUGGAUGGCAUGCGCGCCGUGUCCAACUUCCACAGCACGCUGGGCCUGGACGACGAGGACCCGAUGAUGGUUGGCGUGGGCUACUCCGGCGGCGCCAUCGCCACGGGCUGGGCCGCCUCGCUGCAGAGCGGGUAUGCGCCCGACCUCAACGUCAAGGGCUGGGUGGCCGGCGGCACACCGGCGAAUCUCACGGGCACGCUGCUGCUGCUCGACGAUAGCGCGUUCAGCGGAUUCAUUCCUGCCGCGAUUGUCGGGCUGUCUGCGCCGAGUGCGUAUGGGGCGCAGCUGGGCCCGGUGGUUGAUCGGAUCAUCACGGACGAGGGCCGUGAGAAGCUCGAAGCCGCAGCGACGCAGUGUGCCGUGGCGGACCUGGCGAGCUUUUUCGAGCAGUCGCUGUUUGACACAAGCAUUCAGACGCUGGGUCGGGGGAUUUUGGACGAACCAACCAUCAAGCAGGUGCUGGCGCAGAAUACUAUGGGCGUGAAGAAAAGCGAGACCCCCACCGCUCCUAUGUUCGUCUACCACGCCACGGCGGAUGAGGUCAUUCCGUAUGCGAACGCCUCUGCGACGGUUGACGCGUGGUGUGGCUAUGGAGCCGACGUCAAGUUCACCACGUUUGGGAGCGGAGGACACGCGACUACAGAGGUGAUUGCCUUGCCGGACGCGAUCGAGUUCGUCGAGGCGGCUUUCGGGGGGACCACGGAGAGUGGAUGUUCGAGAAAUACGGAGUUGGCUACUGGGUGA